This is a messenger RNA of Megalobrama amblycephala (Wuchang bream), 4204 nucleotides long. It is a transcript of the gene flt1, whose product is annotated as fms related receptor tyrosine kinase 1. Gene Ontology annotation, biological process: multicellular organism development; positive regulation of kinase activity; protein phosphorylation. NCBI's taxonomy places the organism in Eukaryota, Metazoa, Chordata, Actinopteri, Cypriniformes, Xenocyprididae. Gene Ontology annotation, cellular component: signaling receptor complex; plasma membrane. The record is from RefSeq and is a predicted model, not a curated record. Gene Ontology annotation, molecular function: vascular endothelial growth factor receptor activity; ATP binding.
CCUGUAAGUCACGUCAGUUGCGCGGGAUGGGUGUGUCGAUGAGCGUCACGGAAGCCCCGGUGGCAGUGGGAAAUGAAUAAAUCCCAGCCCGCGGUCAUAAUGGGCAAGAGUUUAACUGGAAUUCAUGCGUGGUGCUCCUGCUUCAAGAGUUCAUACUCCGGACACUACAGAAGUCGCUUGUAGUCCAUGUGAAAGCGGAGUUUGGUGUUGUAAGGUGAAUUGAUUCUCUGGAGUAUUGGAGCUGCAGUGUUUCCUUCAUAGGUGUUCAUCUCCAAGCAAAGGACCUCAAGCAAGACCAAGAGAAUGUUCGAUAUAUUAUUUGUGAUGAUCUUUGGACUGUCAGGGCGUGUUCUAACUAAAGACACAGACACAAAAGGGAGGUUCAGUUCUCCAGUGUUGGAUGUUACUGAGAAGCAGCUUAUUAUAGAAAGAAAUCAGACACUUCAGCUAAACUGCAGGGGACGGUGGGAGCUCCAGUGGGUUUUGCCAUCCGAUGUUCCGAAAGUAUACCACGGCACACAGAUAGAGGAGACUCAAUGCGGGAGAAAAAAUAACCAGUACUGUAGCCGCCUGACGCUCAGUCCUGCUUUAGCCCAACACACUGGCUCUUACCGCUGCCGGUACCGCCAAAAACAGCGCAAACAGGCCUCGGUGUAUGUCUACAUAACAGAUAGCCAGCGGCCGUUUGUGAAGAUGCAGUCGGAGAUCCCUGAUGUGGUGUACAUGAAGGAGGGAGAGCCAUUGGUCUUCCCCUGCAGAGUCACACACCCAGAUGCCAAAGUCACGUUGGUCAAAUUUCCUUUGCACGUGUUAGCUCCCGAUUAUAGAAACAUCAUCUGGAACAGCAGGCAAGGCUUCACUAUCCGUAGUCCAACAUACUUCUACAUUGGGCUGUUUUCCUGUGAGACUCUCGUCAAUGGAGUCAAAUACAGCAACAAGUUCUUGACUCACAGGCCAGUAAAUAAAAUCCUGGACGUGUAUUUAAACAGCACGGGUUUGGUCCACACGUUACAAGGCGAGAUGUUAGCACUGAACUGCACUGUUACAGCUGAAUGGAACUCCAGGGUGUCCAUUACCUGGACUUACCCACAAAAGGCUAAUGGAUCAGCCACUAUCAGCAGGCGCAUAUCCAGGAGCAGAACCAACAUGCUGUUCUACAGUGUUCUCACCAUCCCCAGACUGAGCAAAGCAGACAGAGGACUCUACAAAUGUCAUGUGACAAGUGGUCCAUCUAAGCGAGACACAAAUACCACAGUUAUUGUCUAUGACCAUCCUUUUAUUCGACUCAAGCACAGAAAUGGCCCUGUGGUUCAGGCUUUUGCAGGACAGAAAUCUUUCCGUCUUACUCCAAAACUAAGGGCUUUCCCUGCACCUGAAGUCAUAUGGUUGAAGGAUGGGACGGUCGCAGCCGAGCGGUGCUCCCGUUACCAUGUAGACGGGUCUUCCCUGGUUAUUCGGGAUGUUGCCGAAGAGGACGCAGGAAUCUACACCAUUCUUACUGGGAUCCAGCAGUAUGGACUUUUCCAGAACCUCACACUCACAUUGGUGGUAAAUGUGAAGCCACAAAUUGGAGAGAAGACAGUUUCCUCUGAACCCGGGACAGUCCAGCGAGGCAGCAGACAAGCCCUGCACUGCACCUCUCACGGUGUCCCACCACCUCAAAUCCAAUGGCUCUGGCAUCCGUGCCCUCCGAAAGGCCUAUGUGAGAAGCCUCCUCCUUCCUCCUGGACUGCAGUCAGAGAGAAGACAGAAGUCACGUCCACCCACAAUCCCAUCUUGACCAUCAGCCACAGACAGGAAGUGUUAGAAGGGAAGAAUAAGACUGUAGGAGUUCUGACAGUUGGUGAGGCAUUGGUCUCUGGUAUCUAUCGGUGUGUUGCAUCAAACUUAAUGGGCAGAGAUGAACUAGACAUCCAUUUCUAUGUCACAGAUGUCAAAGGAGGCCUUAUCGCAUCUUUAGAGGAAGAGCCCAGAGAGGGCAGGGUUCGUCUUGUCUGUAUCGCCAAUAGGCAUCUCUAUUCAGACCUGUCAUGGUAUAGAAUAACGAAUCAGUCCACGGUAUCAGAGGGAGCUUCAGUUCUCGGCGGGGAGCUCACAGAGGGGCACUUCUCUCACACCCUGCACCUUCUGCUGAAGAAUGUGACUGCACAGGAUUCAGGAACAUACCGCUGCUCCACCACACACCUGCUUACAGGAGAACGUACACACCUAGAUACAGCAGUGGAGGUCACAGUUCUGCAGGCGCCAGUGCUGCUGCGAAAUCUCAGCGAUCACAGUGUUAAUGUAAGCAGCUCGGUCACUCUCCACUGCCCCGCUCGGGGAAUUCCACACCCCCAGAUCACAUGGUAUAAGGACCGAAGGAAGCUCCAGCAGGUGUCUGGAAUUAUGCUGCUUCCUGAGAAAGGGGCUUUACAUAUCGACCGAAUUACAGUUGAAGACCAGGGACUUUAUACCUGUGAGGCCACCAAUGAGAGGGGGUCUGUGGGGAGCUCCGCCCACAUUUGGGUUCAAAGUUCAUCUGAAUUCCUUUCUCUGGAGAUCCCGACUUUAGCAUGUACGUGUGUUGUGGCCACUCUCUUCUGGCUGCUUCUCACACUGCUGAUUCGGAAACUCAAACAGCCAAACUCCACUGAUGGCAAAGCAGAGUACCUGCCAAUCAUCCUGCACCCAGGGGAGGAGCCUCUGCUUGAGCACUGUGACAGGUUACAGUAUGACCCCGCCCAGUGGGAGUUUCCACGUGACCGCCUUAAACUAGAAAAGCCCCUGGGGCGAGGGGCAUUCGGGCGAGUAAUGCAAGCCUCAGCUUUUGGCAUUUGCAAUUCAGCCAGCUGCACCACAGUGGCCGUCAAAAUGCUUAAAGAUGGCGCUACGCCCAGUGAACACAAGGCUCUGAUGACUGAACUGAAGAUCCUCAAUCAUAUUGGUCAUCACCUCAAUGUGGUCAAUCUUCUCGGUGCAUGCACCAAAGCAGGAGGGCCUCUGAUGGUCAUAGUUGAAUACUGCAAGUUUGGCAACCUGUCUGCAUAUCUUAAGAGCAAACGAGAGGUGUUUCUUUUAAAUAGGGUAAACAGAGAAGAGGAGGAAAGCAUGAAGGAGGGAUGUAAAGGACGACUGGCCAGUGUGUCCAGCAGCCAGAGCAAUGCCAGUUCAGGGUUUAGUGAGGAGAGAGCAGAGAUCUCAGAGGAGGACAGUGCUUCUCUUCCUGAAUCCAUCAGUCCUCUGCUGCUUGAAGACCUGAUUUCUUACAGCUUUCAGGUAGCCAGAGGUAUGGAGUUUCUCGCCUCUCGCAAGUGCAUUCAUCGUGACCUUGCUGCCAGAAACAUCCUGUUGUCCAACAACAAUGUGGUGAAGAUCUGUGAUUUUGGCUUGGCCCGAGAUGUAUACAAAGACCCAGACUAUGUGCGCAAAGGAGAUGCACGGUUACCACUGAAGUGGAUGGCCCCUGAAUCGAUCUUCGACAAAGUCUUCACCACUCAGAGUGACGUGUGGUCAUAUGGAGUUCUGCUCUGGGAGAUCUUCUCACUUGGAGCGUCUCCGUACCCGGGGCUGAACAUUGAUGAGGAGUUUUGUCACAGACUGAAGGAAGGGACUCGGAUGUGUCCUCCUGAGUACAGCACCCCGGAGAUUUAUAGUAUCAUGUGGGCAUGCUGGGAAAAGAACCCAGAGGACAGACCUUCUUUCACUGCUCUAGUGAAGAUACUGGGAGACCUCCUGCAGACUUGCGUCCAACAGGACGGAAAGGAUUAUAUUCCACUAAACACUUUUAUUUCUGGAGAAGGAAAUACCGUCACGCCGCACCUCGACCAGAAAGACAUAAGCCAGAAAACACUGGGAACUUUAAGCUACAUCAACUCUGGGAAAAUCAAAGCCAUCAACACUUUUGAGGAUCUACACCAAGAAAUCCCUGAUUCUGACAGUGGAAUGGUUCUUCCUUCUGAAGAGUUGAUUCAGGUGAAAUGGACGGACAGAUUCAAAACCAAGAAAAUCACCAAGUUAUUCUCCAAAUAUCAAAACCAGCGCGUGAUGCUGCCGGCAAAAGUGCUGCCUUGUAUGAAUAGCGCCCCCUGUUGCCAUCAUAGGGAGGUGCUGCUCUCCCCCUCCAGAUGAAGCUGCUACCCUUGUUUUUAACACUCACGUCAGACAACCUGCCUGUAAACACUAGUGAACAUCCGUUACCACUCUUAAAAAGCACUGUUUAUCUGGA